CUCGCUGAUAAGAAUAAUUUUUUUUCUUGAACUAAAUUCAAUUUCUUAGUUCUGAAUUUGUGAAGAAAUGUGAAUUUCCGAAUUUCAGAAAUGUUUAAAAACGUUUCAAAGAUAAGGACUAUAUCUAGAUGUACCUGGUGUACCCAAAUCUGUCAAAAUAUUAGAAACUUCAGCUCAGAAACACCAAAUCCCAAUGUUACCUUUGACUUCACCGAUAAAUUUAAAACAUCUCACAUUCGAAUUUCUCCUUUCCAACGUGUUCUGUUGGGAGCAGGCUCUUCGAUCAUGUCUUUGAUAGAUCCUUCCAGAGCAGAUAUGAUUGCUAUUAUGGGAGAGACAACCGGUGCAGCUGCCAUCAACUAUAUGCAUAGUCAAAUGUCAAAGGAUGAAGAAGGGUCCAGAAUUCUAAGAGAAAAACCUGUGAUUAAUUCGUCGACUAUUGAUCUAGAAGCGUUGAAAUCGUUACCAGAUAAUACGCUUGGCAGAGCAUAUGUACGAUUCUUAGAAAAAAAUAAAGUUACUCCUGAUUCGAGAGAUAUCGUUAAAUUCAUCGAUGACGUUGAAUUAGCGUACGUGAUUCAGAGAUACAGAGAAGUUCACGAUUUAGUUCAUACUGUUCUCGAUAUGCCAACGAAUAUGUUAGGUGAAGUUACCGUAAAAUGGGUCGAAGCUUUUCAAACGAGGUUACCACUGUGUGUUUUUGGAGGAGUAUUUGGUGCAGUGAGAUUAGCGCCCAAGCAACGAAUGAAAUAUGUCAAUUAUUACCUUCCAUGGGCUAUAAAAACCGGAAUGAAUAGUAAAUUUUUCAUGAAUGUUUAUUACGAACAGAGAUGGGAUCAGUCGAUGGAAAGUCUGUUGAAAGAGUUGAAUAUUGAGCCUUUAGUUUUGCCAAAGUAAUCUUAAUUUUGGAGAUUGUAUCAGAAAUUGAGAGAAGUAGGCUAAAGUAUUCUGUUUUCUGUUCAAUUGAAUAUUUUGGAGUAUUUCUGUAUGUUUUAUUGUUAGUGUUGCUCUGAUUUUAUUGAAAUUUGAUGUGAAAAUAUAAGAAAUAUACUGUGUUUAAUUAUA
Messenger RNA from Planococcus citri (citrus mealybug), 1065 nucleotides. RefSeq names its product Coenzyme Q4 (gene Coq4). Bases 91 to 897 code for a protein of 268 amino acids. Gene Ontology annotation, biological process: ubiquinone biosynthetic process. Lineage: Eukaryota; Metazoa; Arthropoda; Insecta; Hemiptera; Pseudococcidae. The transcript is spliced from 6 exons. Gene Ontology annotation, cellular component: mitochondrion; mitochondrial inner membrane. The record is from RefSeq and is a predicted model, not a curated record.